This is a messenger RNA of Salvelinus sp. IW2-2015, 1966 nucleotides long. RefSeq names its product gap junction delta-2 protein. The record is from RefSeq and is a predicted model, not a curated record. NCBI's taxonomy places the organism in Eukaryota, Metazoa, Chordata, Actinopteri, Salmoniformes, Salmonidae. Gene Ontology annotation, biological process: cell-cell signaling. Gene Ontology annotation, molecular function: gap junction channel activity. Gene Ontology annotation, cellular component: connexin complex.
CGUCCAGCAACCAGCUCCCACAUCAAAUAUAGUUAUGCAGAUUGCUUGCUUUGGCAUUUUUCCAAAUUUGGAUAGGAAAGAAAGACAUUUUCCUAAGGUUAACAAAUGGGAGACUGGUCCAUUCUUGGCCGCUUCCUAACGGAGGUGCAGAACCACUCCACGGUGAUCGGCAAAAUCUGGCUGACCAUGCUGCUUAUAUUCCGCAUCCUGCUGGUGACCCUGGUGGGGGACGCGGUGUACAGCGAUGAGCAGUCCAAGUUCACCUGCAACACCCUGCAGCCUGGUUGCAACAACGUCUGCUAUGACACCUUCGCCCCUGUCUCACACCUGCGCUUCUGGGUCUUCCAGAUCGUGCUCGUCUCCACACCGUCCAUCUUCUACAUUGUCUACGUGUUGCACAAGAUCGCCAAGGAUGAGAAGUUAGAGAUUGAGAAGAUCCAGGUGGUCGCCAAGCACCCUCCUGCACGUGAAAGGCUCAAACAUGUAGGGGUGGAGGGUGGGGAAGCCGUGGGGGCCAGCAGCCCCUCCUUCAUCCCCCGUUAUGAGGAGGAGUGGGGCACCCGGGAAGGGGAGUGUGUGGAGCAAAGCCUGCUGGAGGAGGACUUGAGGGAGGUGGGGAAGGACCCCACCGAGCUGUCCAGCCAGGUACUACUGACCUACAUCAUCCACGUGGUGCUGCGCUCCGUCAUGGAGAUAGCCUUCCUAGUGGGCCAGUACUAUUUGUUUGGAUUUGAAGUGCCUCAACUGUUCCGCUGUGAGACCUACCCCUGUCCCAACCGGACUGACUGCUUCGUGUCUCGUGCCACGGAGAAGACCAUCUUCCUCAACUUCAUGUUCAGCAUCAGCCUGGGCUGCUUCAUCUUGAACAUUGUGGAACUGCACUACCUGGGAUGGGUCUAUAUUUUCCAUGUGUUGUGCUCGGCCUGCUCCACAUGUUGCGAGCCAGAGAGGGACCCUGUGGAACGCAUGGACCUGUAUCACAACCACAACCCUCUGCUGCUGCAGCUCAAACACUCCCUACGAGGCAGAGUGGUCCUGCAGACCCCCCCUCCCAUGUCCCAGGAGAAGAGCAGUGGCAUCUUGUCAACCCACACCCCUGCCUUCUCCUUUGAGACUGACUACACAGUAGAGUGCACCUCCAAGAGGAGCCCAGAUGAGAAAGAACGCACUAAAGCCAAACUGGCCAACAUGUCCAAAACAGGCAGAGGCAAGAAGUCCUGGCUGUGAACUAUCAAUCUGUCCUUUCCUUUAAAUAUUCUUCCUUUGCUUCCUCCUCUGAUUGCAUUUGUUCAUCUGACGAUUGAUUACUUUUGUUUACAGUAAGACAGAGUACAAAAGCAACAGUCAUUUGAGUCUUUUGCAGUUAAUCUUAAGAAAUUCCCAUAGCACACAAGAGGAGAACCCAUAGUAUGCAAAAGCAUACAGACUAAGUGCUCACAUUUCUGUGUACAGGGCCGGACCCAAGCCUUUUGGGGGCCCUUAGCGAGAUUUUAUUAAAAUGUUUUUCCCGAGAAGUGGGGUGGCCCACUAACCAAAUCCUGCUUAGGGUUACCAAAAGGCUAGGGCCGGCCUUGUACAAACAGAAAUAUGAGCACAUACAGUCUGUAUGCUUUUGCAUACUAUGGGUUCUCCUCCUUUGCGUGCUAUGGGAAAAAUGUAUGUUUAAAAGUUAAUUUCCUGCAAUUCUACACAUUUUACCUUAGGCAGUAGGGAAAAUUUUACAGUUUUAAAGCAAGCUUUCUGCAAUUCUACACAUUUUGUCAAUACUUGACAUGUUAAUAAUAUCUGAAUGAGAGUGACUAACAAAAUCAAUGAGGGCCCCCUGGAGGUCCCGGUCCCUGGGCACAUGCUCUGCAUGCCCGGUCAGUAUUUGGCCAUGAUUAUUACAUGUUUAGAUAACUGGCUAGAAUAACUUACUAAUCAAAAAAUUGUUAGCUGACAUGGCUAAUUGAGUGACUUUCAGUGA